This is a messenger RNA of Hippocampus comes (tiger tail seahorse), 3663 nucleotides long. RefSeq names its product myotubularin-related protein 5-like. The transcript has 13 exons. The record is from RefSeq and is a predicted model, not a curated record. The coding region runs from base 37 to 1935 and encodes 632 amino acids. Gene Ontology annotation, cellular component: membrane; cytoplasm. Lineage: Eukaryota; Metazoa; Chordata; Actinopteri; Syngnathiformes; Syngnathidae. Gene Ontology annotation, molecular function: guanyl-nucleotide exchange factor activity.
UCGGAUAAGCGGCGGCAGCCAAAGAUCGGCGCUCUGAUGAAGCAAGUGAUGGGCGCCAAGGAAGACGUGCCCGGAACGUUCAGCAGAGGAGCUCUUAGUCAAAGGGCCAAAGUCAUCUCCCUUUCUCAGCCCAAAGUGUCUGGCAAGGCCAGGAACUCUACCAGAGGGAAAUGGGGAAGCAUCCGAGGAAGCGGGCGGCUCAGCGCCUACAAUCCGGACGUGGGGACGCGGCUUGCAGGGAAAGAGUCGCCGCAGCCCAACGGCGGGCCGAGCGAGGCGUUGUUCCUCCGCCAGCACAGGGCCUACCUCUACAUCAUUGGGGACAAGGCCCAGCUCAAGGGCGGGAAGCAGGACUCCUUCCAGCAGUGGGAGGUGGUUCCCAUCGAGGUAUGCGACGUGCGGCAGGUCAAGAACAGCUUCAAGAAGCUCAUGAAGGCCUGCGUGCCCAGCUCGGCCUCUUCGGACCCCAGCACGAAUUUCCUGCGUUGCCUGGAAGAGUCGGAGUGGAUGGCGCUUCUGCACAGGGUACUGCAGGUGUCCGUCCUGGUGGUGGAGCUGCUGGACACGGGAUCAUCCGUCAUGGUCAGCCUGGAGGACGGCUGGGACGUCACCACCCAGGUGGUCUCCUUAGUGCAGCUACUGUCCGACCCUUACUACCGGACGUUCGACGGCUUCCGGCUGCUGGUGGAGAAGGAGUGGCUGUCGUUCGGCCACAGGUUCAGUCACCGCGGCGCGCAGACGCUCGGCAGCCAGAGCAGCGGUUUCACCCCCGUCUUUCUGCAGUUCCUCGACUGCGUGCAUCAAAUCCACCUGCAGUUCCCCAUGGAGUUCGAGUUCAGCCAGUACUACUUGAAGUUCUUGGCCUAUCACUAUGUGUCCAACCGUUUCCGCACCUUCCUGCUCGACUCGGACUACGAGCGCAUUGAACUCGGAGUCCUCUAUGAGGAAAAAGGCGAGAGGAGAAGUCCUCAGGUGUGCAAGUCCGUGUGGGACUACAUCGACCGGCUCAACAAGAAGACGCCCGUCUUCUUCAAUUACAUGUUCGCGCCUGAGGAUUAUGAGGUGCUUCGGCCAUACACCUUCAUCUCCAACCUGAAAGUUUGGGACUACUACACGGAGGAGACGCUCUCAGAAGGGCCGUCAUACGACUGGGAGCUGCGGGGCCGCCAGGAGCGGGCGACAUCGGAGGAGGCGCCCGACAAGCCCGACAGCGGCGCGCCCAAGUCGCGGCGACGCGCCGUGUGGCCGUGCUAUGAUAGCCUGAGCAAGACGCUGCCCGACGCCAUCACCAAGCUGCUGCAGGACCUGCAGGCACUGGAGGGCGAGCUCGGCCAGGCGUCGGAGAAGUGGAAGGACACGUGGGAUAAAAUCAAGGCCGCUCAGAGGAAUGAGACCAAACUGGAGAGCAAGCCGUCAUUCUCCAACUCGCUGCUCAUGUCCUCCAACCUGAGCCACCAACGGCGUUCUCAGGGCGUCUACCUGCAGGAGAGCGGCGUGGGCUCCUCUAUCAACUUGGCCCUGGACUGCGAGGCCAGUGCGACCUCCACUCCGGUGGCGGGUCGCCCAAGCACCAGCACGCUCUACAGUCAAUUCCAGAGUACCGAGAGUGAGAACAGAAGUUUCGAAGGCGUUUUAUUUAAGAGAGGCGCUCUGCUGAAACCAUGGAAACCACGGUGGUUUGUGCUGGACAAGACCAAACAUCAGCUGCGAUAUUACGAGAGCAGGCAGGACAAAGAGUGCAAAGGCGUCAUCGAGUUGGCCGACGUGGAGUCGGUCCUUCUCGGGACGCCCGCCAUGGGAGCGCCCAAAAACAUCGAGGAGAAAGCCUUCUUCGAUCUCAAGACCACCAAACGAGUGUACAACUUCUGCGCCCAGGACAGCCUCAACGCUCAGCUGUGGAUGGACAGUGUUCAGAGCUGCCUAUCUGAUGCCUAGAGUGGGAAGCGGCCCGGACUCUUGAACUGCAAUAUCUCAGUGUUUUUGGUAGAAAAGAAGAAAACGGGGAGUGAAAAAAAAAAAAAAGGCCGCGGUCCGACCACACAGUACCAUUCCACAUCUUGUGCGACGCAUCCGGCAUGAAGAUUUCUUCCCGACUCUCCUUCUUACUAACCCUAGCCCCCCUUCCUCUUCUUCCAGAUUUAACUUAGACAAAAAAAAAAAAAAACUCAGGGGGAGGAAUGACGGAGGAGCUGCCGGAUCCCAGUUUAGGACCACCUGUGACGGUUCAUGAAGGAUUUUUAGUCUUUUUUUUUUUUUUUUUUUUUGUGUCUAUGCCACCACAAUCUCAAGAAAAAAAAAUAUACUGUGAAAGCCCAUCAGAAUCUCCUCGCGAGUGUUUACAAAGUGGACAAAUGCUCCCUUCCCUUUACACGAACCACUAUAAACAAAUGUGUAAAGGACAUCGAACGAAAAAGACAAAAUCAACAAGACUGCUUGAUGGAACUUGCCUCUCCCGACAUAUUUUGGCCGAAACUCCAGAGUCCCCAUGAAAAAUGCGACACGCUGAAGGCGACCCAAGCGAAAAUGAACUCACGAGGGCAUGUACUUCAACUUCUUUCCACAUUCCCCCCAAAAAUGUGCAUAUUUGGUCCACUGAAGAUGAUAACUCGGCCAUAGAUAUGAAUGAGAGUGUGAAUGCUUGUUUCUUCUCGCCCAAAGUCAGCCAGCUUGGCUUUUGUUCCACCUCACCCCCACAAACCCGAAGACGACAAGAAGCUUUUGUAAAAUGGCUGGCUCAGUGGAGCGAUGAAAAAGGAGAGGACCUAGGUUGGAACCUUGUGGAACAUCUUGAGAGAGAAAGACAGAAUGAUUGAUGGUGUGGUCUAAAAGGCCUUGUUUUUUUUUUUUUGUUUUAAGUGAAACUCAGAUUUUUGUGAAAAUUGCAACCCAGUGAAGGCAACACGAGCAAAAAUGGAAUGAAAAUAACGCAAUUUAAUUGGAGCCAUUCCUCAGGAUGUAGGCGACACGAUGACCUCACAUAUCUGGGUUUUCUGACCUCCCCAUUCAACAAAAACUUCAAAUUGUCCUUAAAUGUGAGUACGAGUGGUCAUUUGUCUCUCCCGAUUGACUGGUGACCAGUUCCAGGGUGUACCCUGAAGUCCGCUAAGAUUGUCCAGCUCACCGCGACCUCUUCAAUUCAUCACCACUUCGUUCACUUGUGUUCUUCCUUUGCACACACACACGCACACAGACACAGUUGUUCAAAUUUCUUCCCCACUCUGUAAAAUAUACUGCUGUCUUUAUUCAACAUGACUUUUUUUUUUUUAAUUGUAGAUUUGUCUUUUUUGGGGGGGACAGGGGGUGUUUUACCCCUUCUUGUAUAUACUACUCCAGAUUUGUAUGUAACGUUUAUAGUCGUAAUUUAUUUAACGUCUCCCUUUGCAAAAUUUCCUGAACCACCACUUUUAAAAUUUAGGAAUUCAAUGUGCCAUUGGUUUAUAUCUGUAUUAAUGUGACUAAUGCUUUUUUUUUUUUUUUGUACUGUGCAAGUAAACCCCUUAUGUUGUUUUUUUUUUAAACACAGUUGUCCUUACUCAAUUUCCACCAUUCAUGCAAGAGUGGAAAUGUUUGUUGUGAAAGCCAGUGGGCUAGUUUUUUUUUUAAAUGGCUGAUUGGAUCAAACUGUUGCUAGAAUGCCGUUGAAAUAAAUGUCUGAUACAUGAA